Molecule: messenger RNA, 4555 nt
Organism: Cyclopterus lumpus (lumpfish)
Lineage: Eukaryota; Metazoa; Chordata; Actinopteri; Perciformes; Cyclopteridae
Gene: spats2
Product: spermatogenesis associated serine rich 2
Cellular component (GO): cytoplasm
Molecular function (GO): protein binding
Source: RefSeq, a predicted model, not a curated record
AGUCGAGUAAACCAUUGCCCACAGCAGACUACUUGGCAUUAUAGACGGCUGGCGGUGGAGUCAGUGGGAGCCUGUUUGCAGAAUUGACUGUUCAGUUUUCUUGACAACACCACAUUCGGAUCAACUUGGUGGAGAAAAGUUGUGAGCCUUAUUGGCGUCUUGUCUUACAAGAAAAACAAAGUGAUAUUGACAACUCUUGGAGCCUUUAUUUGAACACCAUCUUAAGCAUAUUUGAAGUGUCAUUACAGUCUUGAGGAAGUACCUAACCAAGUGUGGCCUGAGACAACAUGGCAAAGAAAAACCAGAAGGACACAUCGGGUGUGGUAUUUGACACUCGGUCAAACAUGGCCAUGUCCCAGGGAGGAACAACUGAGAGGAUGAAGGAGAAGAUCAGUGCCGUCAGGGCUGUGGUGCCCAACAAAAGUAACAAUGAGAUUGUACUGGUUUUGCAGCAUUUUGAGAACUGUGUUGACAAGGCCGUUCAAGCGUUCUUAGAAGGCAGUGCAGUUGAGAUCCUGAAGGAGUGGAAUGUUACCGGCAAAAAGAAGCCAAGAAGAAAAAGAAAGCCCAAGCCUCAGCCAGAGGCUUCAGCAGAGCCUGCUCCACCUGAGGCCACACCACUUGACGAGGGCAAGGACGAGGUGAACGGCUUUCAUAACAACGGAUCAGUCAUGGAUGGAGAGUCGCUUGAUUCUCUAAGUGAACAGUUGGACUCUGCCUCCCUGGAUGCAGCUGAGCUGGACUCUGAACCCGCUACAUCCGAAACCACCGGUGCAGAAGCAGAAAGUCAAAGUAGCGCGCCAAGCCCCCCCUUAAAGCAAGGAGGGAGGAAUCACCAGGGUCCUAGAGGCAACAGAAACCGACACAGGCUAGACACAAAUUCCAAUCCAACCACUUCCUCAUUUCCACCAACCACUGAUGAGCAAGGAUCAUCGGGAGUCAAGAAGAUGGCUCCCAACAUUGACCGCUCUGUGAAGGACCUGCAGAGAUGCACCGCAUCACUGACUCGCUACAGGAUAGUGGUGAAGGAGGAGAUGGACUCCUCAAUCAAGAAGAUGAAGCAGACGUUUGCUGAGCUCCUGAGCUGUUUAAUGGAUAGAGAAGUGACUCUAAUGGGAGAAAUGGACAAAGUGAAAGCAGAGGCCAUGUCAAUUUUGAACGCCCGGCAGAAAAAAGCGGAGGAGCUCAGAAGGUUGACGGACCAGUCGGCAUCCAUGUCUGAGGAGCAGUUAACUGAACUGCGUGCAGACAUCAAGCACUUUGUGAGCGAGCGUAAAUAUGAUGAAGACCUCGGGAGAGCUGUGAGAUUUACGUUUGAUCUUGAACCGCUGAAGACCAGCAUCUCCGGGUUCGGAUCAGUUUACCAUCCGCGUACAAGUUACUCAAAUCGGUCCCGUUGUAGCUCCACGUCCUCUUCUGUCGCCGGCCCAAGCCUGCUGGAAACUCCUCCUCCCACCCAGACCCAAAGCCCGCCAAGUGAAAACCGCCCUCCACCAAACAAACAGAUUUUCCAGGGCAACAGGCGUACUUUCCAGGGACAAGGGUAUUACUCGGGCGGUCAGAGGUAUAACGGCGGUUCCUACAAUGAGAGAAACGUUGGUCGUGCUAACCACCGCUACCAGAGUGACGGUGGUCCUUCUGGUCCUUCCCAGCACUCGCACAGCUCAAGAGGUCCCCACCAUUCCUCUACCACCUCCAACAACCAAGACCGACCCUCUAAUAACGGGCUGCCCCAAAGGCCUCCGCGGACGCACUGCCCUUGACAUUGGAAAUCCUGUGCUUAAUCAAACCCACCUACUAACCCUUGCACUCCCCUUCCCAUGACCUCCCCAUACCCUCAACAGUCUCCCCUCUACUAACUCCUUUCAAUGAAGAAUAGAAUACAAGUUUACAUAUUUCCGUCAGUUAAGCUGUAAUGCCACCUCUCUAAAAUCUAUCCAUUCAUCCUUCUCACUGUUCUAUAUUCAUACUUCCUUUUGCAUUCCUCCCUUUCUGGUUAUGGUAACACUUUCUAUCUUUAGCCCUCUCUGAGAGAUCUCAUUGCUAUGCUAUUGUCAGUCUCUGUCACAGAACUUUUUUGCAGGUAAGCUAUCUGCCAGAGACUGACGUGAUUACAUGCAACAAUUUGUGCACUAUUGAAGUUAAACUCGUAGUACUAUUUCUGUUUUUGCAUUGCUUAUGUCAGCUCACUGAUUUGCACCUCUUUUCUUGUGUUGUCACCCAGAAUCAUUUCAAUGCCUUCACAAUGGAAAGUGUAGUGAAAGUGCAAAAGUAGUUCUAGCAGUAACAGAUCUAGUAGACAUGCAAUCGACACUACAGACUAUUUUUAAUCUUUACAAGGGAAGAAGAAUUCAACCCAUCAAACUGCUAUCCAGAGCUUUUUGUAUGGCUGCUAUAAACCAUAGGGAACUUGUUAACACUAGGACGUCAAUGUGUUUGAGAGUAACUCUGAACACAAAGGGGGCCCUCUGAAAGCAAUAGUUUGACAUUUGAGAAAUGACUCAUUUGAUUUCUUGCCAAGAGUUUGAUUUAAAAAGAUGGAUAGCAGUUUCGUAUUUGAAGACUAAUUUGAAACCGUCACCAGCGCACAGUGAGCUUAGCACAAAAGCAGCUGGAAACGACAGGCCUAAUGUCACACAAUCCAAAUUUGCUUAUUUUGUACAAUAACUUCAGUGUAAAAAUGUAGUUCUGGUUUAUGUGCCAGGCAGAGAAAAGCUAGCUGUUGCCGUACUGACAUGAGGGUGGGAUCAAACUUAUCAUCCAACUCUCUGCAAGAAAAUGAAUAUGCACAUUUCCCAAAAAAAAUAGUUUUUCCUUUUUUAAAUACUGGCUAAGAUGGCAAUGUAUCGCCCUCCCAUUGGCCAACAGGGUUAUUGUGUGUGCUGUUGUUGGCUUGCUGUCUUAUUUUGUAACGAGAGCUCAUUACCUAUUGAUGACGAAUAUCACAACAAAGGAAACUGUUCACUUGCCGUUCUAUAUUUAGUCCUUGACAUUUCAGAUGAAUUUUCUUCCACGCGCACCGUUUCUUCUUCUUGUUCUAUGCACUUGGAUGGCAUAUUAAUGACACGCUUGCCUUUAGUCACAGAGAGACUUCACGUUUGCCUUUCUAGAGAUGGUACUUGUAGAGCGGGCGUGCGGUCUAUAAAUAUAUGCGUGAGAAUAAGAUGAUCUUCCCCUUUUUUUAUAUUUUCACUUUAUCCCCUAUGUGAACAUAGAAACUGAUCAAACUGAUGAGUGCAUUGGAAGGUUGUAUUGACUUCACUUCUUUUUUCUUUUCUUUCUAUGGCUGCCAAGAUGCUUUGAGGCUGUUUGUUGAGGUGAAGUCUCAUCGUAGUGGCCACAGCUGGUGAAUACCUCAAUGCUGAUGUUUUGACACGGCCUGUUUUCAGUUAGUUUUUUCUCGCAGUGGGCUCUUAUUCAAGGGACAGGGACCCCUGGUGAGCUCUCACCUCUUAUCAUCUUGUAGUUGUGUACAUGCAGUAUGUGGAGCUGCAAGGCUGUAGUCUAAGACUGGUUGCUGCAUUUACUUCAUGUGUCGUCUUCCUUCGAGCAGUCUUUUGGAAGAAAAUUGUUUCUCCCCCCCCCCCCUUUUUUUUUUAAGUUGCUUUGUGGUUUUCUGAUCAAAGGGAGAUUUUUCUUCAUAUUUGAGAUUACUUUUUUACUUUAGUAAUUAUGCGGGUUAAUGUUGUGGCAUUAACUUUGUUUUUCGGUCUUUGGUAAAUAUGUGCUGUAAUGACAUACAUAUGUUUUGACUAAAAGCAAAAGUAUAUUUUGUGAUAUACACUCAGUUCCUUUAGUAGUGAGCCAAUUCGACUAGAAAACUUACUUCGACAAGCAAAAAAAACUUUUCUUAAUAUGCUUUCAGAGGUGAUGAAGACUUUUAUUGACUGGUGUUUUGGGGGCUGCAGUUUGAAUUGAAAGCUGUAGGACAGAUAAACACAUCAGCUUUUAUUCCACAUAUCUCCAGUGUGCCCUGGAGGUGCUGGAUUCGUUCAAUCAAGACUCACAGAGAGUAGAGUUAGUCUGCCUCACUUUAUCCACUUUUCUUUUGUUUUACAUUCCAAACUGUAGUAAUAUUAGGUUUUCGCCAAAGAUAAUUAUGUCCUGUUUUAAAGUUGCUGCCUUUUUUGUUUUCCCCCUCAGCCUGUCAAGAAUUCCAAAGGGAUGAAUCACGUUUUCUUCUUUCUUCUUGAUCCCACCCUACUUUAUUUUCUGAUUCCUUACCGUAUAUACAUUUAUGUAGCUAUAUAAUGUUGUGCUCACAUGGGGCAUUUUGUAUACGAUAUUCAUCGUAGGCAUAAUGGAGGUUAAACAUCUAGUUCAUUCAUUCUUUCAGUAGACCAUGUGUCCUCCUCCAGACAACUUUUCUGAGACAACUGUAAACUCAAGUGCCUUUUCCUUGUCUCCCACCAAUUCAUUGACAUCUCCUCCACCAGAGUAUGGACCAAAGACAUCGACUGUCCCGACCCCUCCCCCCCCGUCCUCUCUUUCUCCCCACUCACUGAAUGAAUUGCACACUUUUCAUUUACUACGAAUAAACAGUUUGCAAUACUGA